Molecule: messenger RNA, 1332 nt
Organism: Oncorhynchus mykiss (rainbow trout)
Lineage: Eukaryota; Metazoa; Chordata; Actinopteri; Salmoniformes; Salmonidae
Gene: mrpl24
Product: mitochondrial ribosomal protein L24
Biological process (GO): translation
Cellular component (GO): ribosome
Molecular function (GO): RNA binding; structural constituent of ribosome
Source: RefSeq, a predicted model, not a curated record
GUCAAAGUGGAACGAUUUACGCAUGUGACAUUGAAAACGAGAAGGGGUAAAUGCAAUUUUCUGAUUGAUAAUUUGGAAAUGUAUGGUAUAUGCAUUGGUUUGCUAUCUAUUUUAGUUGCGUUUUCUGUUUUGUGGAGACGAUUGACUUUCAAUCUUCCUUGAAUCCUCGGCAUGCAUCUCUCUUUUCAAGCUAACUAACGUUAGCGAAAUGUCAACAUAAUGUCACAACAAUUAGCUACAUUGCUAGCGCUAUUUUUUUCGGUUUAGGGCUACUAAAAUUAAGCUAACUAGCUACAUAUACGCUUGGCAACGUACUACUAACCAGAAAAUUCCAGGAAAAUGCGAUUAACAGCCAUACUGUCGAUGGCCGCUAAGGCUGCCUUCCCUAAAGACUAUCGCUACGGCACAAGUCGGCCAUGGACCAUAGCUGCCAAAAGAUUGAACCCACCAGGCAAGAAGAGAAGAAAGGUGUUCAUUGAGCCCAUAGCUUAUGAGGACUGGUCUGUUUUCAAAGGGGACACAGUUGAGAUUCUCUCUGGGAAAGACAAAGGAAAGCAGGGCAAAGUGGCCCAGGUCUUCAGACACAGAAACUGGGUCAUCCUGGACGGGUUGAACACGCAUUUCAGGUACAUUGGGAAAACUGCAGAUUACCGGGGGACCUAUAUUGCCAGCGAGGCUCCCCUUCUAAUCCGAGACAUCUCACUUGUCGACCCUACUGACAGGAAACCCACUGAGGUGGAGUGGAGGUUCACAGAGGAGGGGGAGAAGGUGCGCGUCUCCCUCAGGACGGGCCGCAUUGUCCCCAAACCAGUGUUCCAGCGCAGAGACGGCAUCGUACCGCAGCAGUGGAAGGACGGCCCCAAGGACACCAGUCCGGAGGAAACCCUGGAGAAGACUUACACGCCCUCCCUCAAGACUCUGGAGGAGGAGGUGAUGGAGAAACUGGGCAUCGAGGAACCCAGGAGGAACCGGAAGACCUACUGGUACUGAGGGGGAAUACCAUUCUGGUGUCUGGGCCACAUAGCCACAGGUUGGGUUGGGGCGUUGCAUCCACGGUAUCCCUACUGAAUGCUCUUUAUGGACCUACAGUAGGCCUAUAUCUGUGUAGUAAAGAAAUGUUCCACAUCGCUCAGUCCAGAUGGAUAUCAGGAAUGGGUUGAGUGAGUACAGUAACGUGAUGGGAAUCUUCAUGUGCACAUAGAGAUGUAACUGCAUUUCAGGUCCUCUGCCAGGCGUAAAUUCAGCAGCAGUCACUAUUUAUGAUGCUUUCAGAGUUUGUCUCAAAUGUUUUGGUUUGUUUUUAUCAUAAAUAAAUGUCUAAGUAAUCUACAA